Molecule: messenger RNA, 1908 nt
Organism: Lachnellula hyalina
Lineage: Eukaryota; Fungi; Ascomycota; Leotiomycetes; Helotiales; Lachnaceae
Product: G protein-coupled receptor
Exons: 3
Coding region: 1-1908 (635 amino acids)
Biological process (GO): adenylate cyclase-activating G protein-coupled receptor signaling pathway
Cellular component (GO): plasma membrane
Molecular function (GO): G protein-coupled receptor activity
Source: RefSeq, a predicted model, not a curated record
AUGGCACCGCUUUCUUUUGCCAUUGCAGAGACAAUGUAUCGCUCCCAAAUCAUCGCGAGAGAUCUCAGCGAUAAUUCCACCGUUUCCACAACUCUGUAUACAGCUUCACAACAAACUACUUUGCAAAUUCUUGCUUUGACGUUCUCGACUAUCAGCGUGGCAUCUGCAAUACUUGCUUUCUACUGGUUUGUCAAGAUGCGAAGGAGUUUCAGGCACGAUCUCAUCAUGCUACUCAUUCAAAGUGACAUGUUCAAAGCGCUCUGGUUUAUGAUGUAUCCGAUUGUUACCUUUUCAAGAGGCCCUGUUCCUGGCAAUUCGAAAUUCUGUCAAGUCAAUGGAUUCUUUCUGUCUCUAGGAAUUGAAGCAUCAGAUUUCGCAAUUCUCCAGAUCGCCCUUCAUACCGCACUAUACAUAUUCAAACCGAGGAUCUCCAGCGGCGAAGGAGGUCUUUACCCAUAUCGAAAGUUUGCAUACAUUUGUUGGAUCAUCUUCCCGGUUCUCAUGGCAUCACUGGCUUUCAUCAACGGCCGAGAAGCAUACGAUUCAGAAGAAACAUAUUGUUACCUCCCCGUUCGACCAUUCUGGUAUCGACUUGCCCUAGCCUGGAUCCCUCGAUAUAUUAUUUUCAUGGUUAUUCUCUGUAUAUAUGCAUCGAUAUAUUUCUACGUCCGAUACAAAUUUCAUGGUUUCAAGAGGGCGGGAAAACCCCAAGGCGCAAGAAACAGCAAUUCUCUGGAUUCUGAAGGUACAGAACGCCCUUCUAGAAAACUCAGUACUCCUGCACCACCAAGUCUUGCCCGCCACGGCCUGAUACCAGACUCUCGCAAACAGUCCACAAUUGGGGAAGGGCGUAAACAUUCCGCGUCGACUAUGGGUUCUUUCCGAGAGAGAAAGGCCAGACCACCUACUGGUAUACACCGCUUCAUGUGGUCAAAUAUCAUUGGGUCGACUAAACCAGCUGGCUCGUCAUCUACACCACUCGAGGUACCAGCAUCAGAUAUCGAUUCUUUUGUUGGUCCCUUAACUCCACAGCCUCUACCCGACCUGUCAUCCGCAUCUCCGAUGUCUCUUCAAUCCCCAGAACCUUCAGAAAUGCCUUCUCGUUCUCGAGUGACAUCCUGGCGAGAUACGAUUGUCCGCCGCUUUUCUCCUCACCUCAGCAAUGGCAACACCACAGAGCACUCUCUUGUGAAUAUCCAUGGAAUUCUUCGACACCCAGAUGGGAGCGACUCACCGCCACUAUCACGGCUAGAACUCGUCAAUUCUCUGGGUCAAAACCUUGCUAAUGCGGAGAUGGUGCGUACCCGCGACAAAAUCCGUCGACAACUCCGAUUUCUGUUCAUAUACCCAUUGGUGUAUAUUGGGAUGUGGGUUGUGCCUUUUAUAUCGCAUGUUCUGCAGUACGAUGAUAGAUUUGCAAUCAACCCCCCUUUUGGAUUGAGUUGCGCAACCACAAUCUUUGUUUGUUCUCAAGCAGCUGUCGAUUGUUGGCUAUUUUCCACCCGUGAGAAGCCUUGGAGGCAAAUUCCUGGGAGCAGCGGAAGCUUUUGGGAGAGUCUUCAAUUCUGGAAAGGGUGGGAGGGUGCAAGUAAGAGGAAGGAUGUUCGUGGACCCGGGAAGACGAGAGGUGAAAUGGUCAGAGAGGCUCGAGUCGCAUAUCGAAGAAGAGACCAGGAACUAGCUCAGAAGCAGGUAGAAAAUGGAUUGGGAUCUCGGGAGGACAGUAACGCUCCGAGAAUAUUAAAGGAAUGGUGGGAGCAUUCGGCUGAGACGGGCAUGAGUCCUGUCGCCGAAGACGUCUCAAAUCCUAUGGAAGACAUUGUGAGAUCAGACGACUCCACUUCGACAAAUGCGACUUUGACAAACGUCAAAACGACAAGCGCGCAGGAUACAGACGGGAUGCAGUAG